This is a messenger RNA of Mesocestoides corti, 2257 nucleotides long. The record is from the annotation of a GenBank genome assembly. NCBI's taxonomy places the organism in Eukaryota, Metazoa, Platyhelminthes, Cestoda, Cyclophyllidea, Mesocestoididae.
GUGCUCCUUUUUGUCAGCUGACUGCUUCCUCAGUGCACUUUUAGGCAAUGCCGAUGCCAUUUUAGCUGAGUUUUCAGCGUCUUAUAGUGACUGUCGCGCAUUUCCCGUUUUCCUAGCCCCAUGCUCCCCGAAUUUGUCUCCUUGUCCGCCUCAAUUCGCAAGCCAGAUCUACGCCCAAAACGUGGAACACUUCCACGUCAGCAUGGUGAUGAACCCCCUGUUCGAACGAUUCAUGCACCGUCUCGCCGUGCAAGUCAACGAGUCCCUUUUGCGUAAUCAUGAACUCGUCGAGGCUUUUGAACCGGUGAACUCUCUGAUGAAGUUACUCGUGCACUUCUGCUUUGAUUCUCGUUUCCACAUGAAGCAGCACAACACGAGUAUUUGGAUUCGACCCUUCCUUGAGCUGCUUCAACUCGACACUUCUGUUCGAGUCGCCUUCUCACAGAUGACCUUUCUUUCCAACCCCAAACACGUUUAUGAAUUCCUUUUCCGGUGUCCAUAUCCAGAGGUACGCUUCCUCUACGGCCUUCUGAUGAUUCACAUCGCCUACAAAGAGCUGACUGAAUUCGUUUCCUCCGGGGAGCCCAGUUUCAUGGCGUCAUUCCAAACCUCGUCAACCCCCUCCCCCUCAUCUUCCUCCAGCCGUUCUCCGGCUUCCCUCGGCUCCAGCACCAACCAAUCCAUCGCCUCCUCCUCCGCUGCCACAACCGAGCUCCCUCUGCAUGACUUCAUUAUCCACCUUCUGAUCUCCGAACUCCCCAAUUGCUUCACGGCGGCAGGAUCAGCGUCGACGUUUACCGAAACCACCUACGGACCGGUGACCUCAUCCGGUGUCUAUUGGUCAGCUUCAGUGUACGACCAGAAAACGCUGAUUGCCAACCGAAGCAAGGGCGGACAAGUGCUCUCCUUCUUGCUUGAUUACGCUCACCUUGGGCCAAUAGCUGUGCAGCAUUUACUGCAGCUAGAUGUGCAUUCGAGACUUCUUACUUGUCUAUUGGAGCGUGAUCCACACAAGUAUUCUUCAUCCACAUCGUCCCCUCUUUCCUCCCACGCUGCCAACCAAACCGUGAACUUGACUACAUGCGAGGGUUACCGCGCGAUCUGCCAAGCUCUCGGUGAUGAAUUCUUCCUCAUUUUUGACCACUCCAUUCGCCUUCUUGCAACCUACCACCUGGCCCUGGAGCAGUCGUCCUUCCGUUCGUCUAUUUCCACGUCCUCGCCCACCAGCCUCCUCUCGUCCCUUCCCCCAGUCGAGUCGCCUGCUUACGUGUCAACCGGGGAAUUCAAACCUCAACUUUUCAACUUCACCCCCUCCAAUUUCGUGCUCUCCUCCGCGCUCAAUACCGCCCUGGAUUUGCUUACCUUCCUGCUGCGCAACUCCCAACCAAUCGCCUUGCGACACCACCAGCUCCCUCAGUGCCCUCUUUCCUCGAAGGUUCUCCGAAAAGUCCUGGAUGAGCGCAGCCUUGAGAAACUGCUUCAUAUGCUCUUCGUGAGCUGUCUGAGUCAAUGCAGUCUCGUCCCCAUUAUCGAUCUCGUCAAGACACUCACGACGGAGUGUGCGCCUCUCUCCAGAUGUGUCAUCGACGAGCUCCUGCCUGUGAUCUUCCCUCGUCACCUCUCUGCUAACCCCGAGGUGAAUUCGGAGCUCGCGAUCCCAGUCUUCAUGGAAGCCCUCUCGGUGUUCGACUCCUUCCAAGAGGAUCGUCUCUCCUAUGCAUUCCUGAGCAACAACAUCUACAAUGUGCUCACUCUAACCGAGCAAUCGCAACCACACACACUCGGUACCCUGGGGAUGCUCAUGUUGCGCGCGUUGGCCAACAUGGUGGUUAAAUUUGACUUCUUCCGGGAAUUCUUCGAAUCCCAUAGGCACGCGGGUCUCUACUUCGCUGACAUCAUUAGUCGUGUCCUUGGGGUGUGGGAACGCUCUCCACCACCCUCUGCAACAGCGUACUUGCAGCUUCUGGACGCAGCCAGACAGUUUCUUCCGACUCCACUUUCUGAAGACGAAGAAGAAGGCGAGGAGGUUUGUGAAGAUGAUGACGAUGAGGAGGAGGCGGAGGAUGAAGAGGAGGUGGAGGAGGAGGAGGAAGAAGAUGAUGGGGUGGUGCGAGGAAAAGAAGUGGAUUAUGAAGAUGAGGAAAAAGUGGACGAAGGAGAAUCCAUGGAUAGUGGAACCGAAAAUGGCGACUUCAACUCGAGUGUCGAAAUGCGUAACGACCAUCCCGGGAACACCAACGAUGGCCGUAAUAACUAA